Messenger RNA from Paramecium octaurelia, 249 nucleotides. The record is from the annotation of a GenBank genome assembly. NCBI's taxonomy places the organism in Eukaryota, Ciliophora, Oligohymenophorea, Peniculida, Parameciidae.
AUGAACUCUGUUAAGCUUUCUUAAAUACUUGCACAGGUUGUGUCGAAAAAACAUGCGAAAAUUCAUUUGCUUUAGCUAUUUGCGACAAACAUACAAGCAAUAGAAUAUGUAUUUGGAAAGGAAUAUUAUAAGAAUUAAUACGCAUUAGUUUCAUCAAUUAUCACUACUCAUACUGAUUGGUAAACCUGCCAUUCUUCUUUCAACUUGAAUAAUUCAGGGGCUGGAUGUGUUGCAAUUUCUCUUAAAUGA